This is a messenger RNA of Pseudocercospora fijiensis CIRAD86, 1617 nucleotides long. RefSeq lists its product as uncharacterized. The record is from RefSeq and is a predicted model, not a curated record. Bases 1 to 1617 code for a protein of 538 amino acids. The transcript is spliced from 5 exons. NCBI's taxonomy places the organism in Eukaryota, Fungi, Ascomycota, Dothideomycetes, Mycosphaerellales, Mycosphaerellaceae.
AUGACGAAGGACUGGCUUAGCAUAAAGAACGAGGCGUGUCAGCUAUACACGCUCGACGAGAUCAAGGCUGAGCUGUAUGGACUGCAUAAGUUCGAAGCAUCCACACGAGCUUGGCGUCUGAAGUUCAAGGAAUGGGGCAUCAAACACCGUACAGCAAAUACCACCAGAAUCCAGAAGACAGCAACAAGGAAUAGGCGCAAGGUGCAAGUUCCAGACAAACAUGCCACAGACGAACCAUCAGCCCGGAUCGGUCUUAACUCGCCAGUCUUGAGAUAUUUUAAGGAUGAGCAAGUGAAUGCAGACACGGAGUACCUCGACGAUCUGAAUAAAGCGGAGCGAUGGAACUUACUGGCUCAAGAGUUCGUCGCUCAUGAUUAUGGAGAUGAUGUGACGUCGUUAUAUUACGAGCAUCUCGCCGAACUUCUCGACUACUACAUGUAUUCCAAGGAUAUCGCCGAUCAAAUUCGCCAAAAUUUGGACCAACUACGCAAAAAGCCUUUCUGGGACAUCAUGCGGAACAGAGCAAAGGUAUUGCCAGCUCUUUAUAACUUCCUAUAUCACGCAACCGGUUACUUUCUCAACUACGAUGUUAGUGCUGUCCUUUUCAAACCUUGCGUAGAGCGAAACGAAUUUUGCGCACACUCCACCGAGUGCCUAAGCGUGGCGUCUGCGAUCUUGUUGCAUGCGAAAGACCAAGAGGUGCCCGGGUACUGGGAGGUCCUAGGCUCGCAAUAUGAAUCGGCGGAAUUGAUCCUGCGCUCUUGGAUGUCUGGAGAUUUGAGAGCUCCCGACAAAUUUUUGGGACACUGGUGUAAUAAUUGUGAUGAUGGGGAUAUAUUCUGCGAUGGUCGUCUUGUCUCGAUGGUACUCGAAGUCAUCCCAGACGAAUACCCUGAAAUCAAGGUCAAGGCGAUGCAAGUUGUGGGUAAGAGUUUGCACAGACUAGGUCUGGAUCUCGAGUAUCUCUACCACAACGCGCUCUUUAGCACUUGGACUCCGCUCAAUUGGCGUCCGGCUGAAGUUCUGCUUCAAUAUUCAGGUACCAAGCCUAAGUUAUGCUUGGAGUGGCUUUCCGACAAGUUCAAUCAGUACAGGAAUCCUGACGAACAUAUUGACCUCACAAAGCCUUCUUUGGAUAUAGCAGACACUCUGCAAUCCAUAUUAGAAGAUUGCCUGAGGGUAAACCACUUUUCGAUGAGUUUCAGAAACUAUCACGUCCUCUGGUACUUCAUUCACGUUAUCACCAAGGCUUGGGUGGACCUGGUUCUUCAAGACAACACUGGAAGUCUGGAGCUCAACGCUAGCGACAUUUUGAAGAUCCGAGAGGACUUCGGUGGACUACCAGGAUUGAGGCUGUCCAUUGACGCAAUAGCACUGACCCGGAUGUCAAAUUCUGCGGAUCUGCAGAGUCUUCAUCCAAAACUACUUGACUAUGAGAGCGAGCCUAGUUCAGAUACUUCGCAGAAUGGCACGAAUAGCGGAGAAGAGCAAGUGGUUGAAGUCCAUGUUAUCUCAUCAGAUGAGAAUGAGUCAUCAGACGAGGAUGAGGAAAUGCCUGAUGCUUCAGCUCCGCGGUUAUACUACGGCGCACUUAUAUCCUAUGACGGAAACGCGUAG